AUGGAACUAUACAGCGACAUUGUAUCGCCACCGUGCCAGAAUGUUUUGCUUGUGGCGAAAAAGUUGGGCAUUUCUCUGAAGCUGAAGAAGGUAGACUUCAAUGAUCCGGCCGAUGUGGCCGCUCUGACAAAGCUCAAUCCUCAACAUACGAUCCCAACGCUCGUCGACGAUGGGCACGUUAUCUGGGAAUCGUUCGCCAUUAUGAUGUAUCUGGUGGAGAAGUAUGCCACGGACGACACGCUCUACCCAAAGGACACGAAGGUGCGCUCCGUCGUCAACCAGCGGAUGUUUUUCGACAUCGGCACGCUGUACAAAAACGUGCUCGCCAACCUCGAAGCUGCCUUGGGCGGCAAAGAACCGACCGACGAGAUGCGCGAGAAGCUCCGGAAGGCGCUCGAUCUUGUGGAGCGAUUUGUGACGGAACGACCGUACGCGGCGGCCGAUCAUUUAACCAUUGCCGAUGCGUGUAUGCUCAGCAGCAUCAAUGCUCUCGGGUGGUUCAAGUACGGCCUGGAAGCCUAUCCAGGCAUCAGGGCAUGGGUGGCCAGGGUUUCCGGCGAAUUUCCGGACUACGAUGCCUUCUACAAGGAAAUGCGCGAGAAGACUGAUCAGUACAUCGAGAAUGCCAAUUCUUCCAAUUAA
Molecule: messenger RNA, 642 nt
Organism: Anopheles bellator
Lineage: Eukaryota; Metazoa; Arthropoda; Insecta; Diptera; Culicidae
Product: glutathione S-transferase D5-like
Exons: 2
Coding region: 1-642 (213 amino acids)
Biological process (GO): glutathione metabolic process
Molecular function (GO): glutathione transferase activity
Source: RefSeq, a predicted model, not a curated record